Molecule: messenger RNA, 1446 nt
Organism: Sclerotinia sclerotiorum 1980 UF-70
Lineage: Eukaryota; Fungi; Ascomycota; Leotiomycetes; Helotiales; Sclerotiniaceae
Exons: 4
Coding region: 1-1446 (481 amino acids)
Source: RefSeq, a predicted model, not a curated record
AUGGGCAUUUUAGUCAAACUCAUCGGUUCAGGAGUCGGUCUUGUAUCAGAAACAAUUCAUCAUCAUCGAAAUAAGUCCUCAUCAAACCUUCAAGCUUCUUCAAACAAUGGUGAAAGCAGUCGAGCAGGUGCUCAAUUAAGUCACACUUACAACGAUGCACCUCCUGAAUAUGUUGAAGUAUCCCCCGAGGAAGCCAAUAAAAUGAUAACCAAAGGCCAAGCUGUGCCCAUAAACGAGAAAGAAAAAUGCGAAAUCGAAAAGGAACUUGAGGAUGAGGACUCCUCGGAUACAGAAUCUGAGGAAGGGGAUGAGGAAGCUUGGGCUUUAGACGAAGCGGCAAAUACAUCCAAUCCGGCUACUUCAUCAGAAGAAACUUCUCAAGAUGCCGAUGAACUUACCGAUGUAUUUAUACGAAAUCAUCCACCUCCAGCAUAUAGUGCUGCAAAGCCAAAAUUACCUUGUCCGGUUAUCCUCCCACAGCGCAGACCAAGAGAUAAGAAGCGAGGAUUUAUUAGAGCAUAUGCACCCGUUUUGGAAGAUUGUGGAAUCGACCAAUCUACCUUUCUAGAUUUCUUAAAAACUUUCUACCAUGCGAGUAAAUCUUCUCCAUGGUUAAAUGUUAUCAAUGCAGCGGCUGGAAUUGUAGGUUUUGUACCUGGUCCCAUUACAAUGGGUGUAUCAAUCGCGACCCAAUUUGCUGUCGGUGUAGCUAUGGAACUUCAAGCACGAUCAAGGACGAAUACUUUUCUCGAUAGAAUGAAUAAUGAAUUCUUCAUGCCUCGUGGUCUUUACUGCUUAAUACUUACCUACAAGCCCGAAUCAUCAGCAACCCAUGCUUCGGUUGAUAUUAAUAAAGCCAUUUCCUCAUCUCUUGACGACACAACUACAGGAUUCAAAAAAACAUUAAAGAAUAUUAAACUUUCAAGUGGAACUACAUACGGAGAACUCGAAAUGCCAGAAGCAGCGCCAUUAAUUUUUCCAGCAUUGGAUCAAAUGCAAAUUUCCGAGAGUGAAGGAAAUGAAAAUGCCCCCAAAAGCAACAAAUUCAAAGACAGUGGAAAAUUCGUCACCGAUUACUUUGAUCGUCGAGCUCAAGCCAAAUACGCAAUACAAAACCCCAACAGCACCCUCGCAACACCUAAACCACAAUUCCUCUCCCGCUACUCAGACCCAAGUCACCCAGCCAACAGCGGCUCGCUCAUCUCUCUCAUAACUGGGGGCCAUAUAAAUCCGCAAGCGAGAAGAAUAGAACGAAGAGUAGCUAGAGGAGAAAGAAGACAGAAUAAAAGAAUUAGAUCCGCGUAUCGGAGAGGUGAGGUUAUUACCCCUGAGACAGGUCUUAGGAGGAGGAGGAAGGGGGGGCUGGUGAAGAGGAUUUUGCAGAAAGUUAAGAGUGCGGAGUAUCAGGCUGGGUCGAGGAGUGUUGGGGAGGAGAAGGGGAUGUGA